AUGGAAAUAUUGCCCCACACGACAUACAUGACUUCGUUAUUUCAUACAUACCCUUAUUUUCAUUCUCCCACCAAAAUCGCAAAAUCUCGACCAGCUUUCAAGGCAUCAGUUCUUGGAAACAAUGAAGAGGUGCAUGCAAUAAGAAUAACCCCAAAAUUACAUAACCAACAAGAAAUUCCUACCAUCGUGGAAUCCAAAAGAUCUUUGCAAGUUAUUCGGGCUCUAGUUGAUUCAAGAAAACCAUCAUCAGAGCUAUCGUUACUCGAAAAGAUAUUUAAAACAAUUAAUAGCUACAUCAUCAAAUUCCUCGAUAGUCCUCUUCAUCUAUCAGUCGACCCGAGUUACAUACUAUCAGACAAUUUUGCACCAGUUGAUGAGCUGAGCCCCACCAAAUGCGAGGUCAUACAUGGCUUCAUUCCUCCUUGCCUCGAUGGUGUCUACAUUCGUAACGGACCUAACCCGCAGUUCAUCUCCGGUGGUCCACAGCACUAUCUUGACGGGGAUGGGAUGAUGCACUGCAUUAGGAUCUCCGAUGGUCAACCCAGUUUCUGCAGCCGAUACGUGAAGACCAACAAGUAUAUCCUUGAGCACCAAGCUAGAUCCAAUCUGGUCCCAAAUGUUAUUGGAGGUUUUGGUGUAGCAAAUACCAGUUUAGCGUUUUUUGGGGGUAACUUGUAUGCGUUAUGUGAGUCCGAUCUACCCUAUGCAAUCAAAGUUGAAGAAGAUGGCGAUAUAACAACCUUAGGUCGCCAUGAUUUUCAUGGUAAGCUUUCCAUGAACAUGACGGCUCACCCAAAGACUGAUCCAGAGACUAAAGAGACUUUCGCAUUUCGUUAUUGGGCAACACGUCCAUAUCUGACUUACUUUCGCAUUGAUGCAUGCGGAAAUAAGCAACCUGAAGUCCCCAUCUUUUCCAUGAAACACCCAUCUUUAACUCAUGACUUGGCUAUCACCCAAAAGUAUGCAGUCAUCUUUGAUAUUCAACUUGGAGCAGAUCCUAUGAACUUGAUACGUGGACGUCGGCUACUAAGUGUAGACCCAAAAAAGGUUUCAAGAAUCGGUAUUCUUCAGCGAUAUGCAAAGGAUGAAUCCGACAUGAUGUGGUUUGAGGUGCCAGGAUUGAAUAUAUUUCAUGUAGUAAAUGCAUGGGAUGAGAGGGAUAAAGAUGGCCAAGAUGUGGUGGUGUUGGUGGCACCAAAUAUGUUGUCGGUGGAACAUUUCUUUGAACGAAUGGAUCUGAUGCGAGCAUCCAUGGAGAAAGUAACGAUUAACUUGGGUACAGGGGUUGUUUCAAGGCACAUUAUGGCGACUGAUAACGUGGAGUGUCCUGUAAUCAAUCCAGCCUAUAUUGCAAAGAGAAACAAGUAUGUCUAUGCAGCAAUUUUUGAGAAAACACCAAUAAGUUCGAGGAUGAUUCGGACAAUAGGGGUGGCAAAGCUUGACAUUUUCGCAUCAGAAGACAAAAGUGAUCAACAUAAGCACACUGUGGCAAGUCGGAUAUAUGGAAAUAACUGCUUCGGAGGCGAACCAUUUUUCAUUGCAAGAGACUCGGAGAAUCCCAACUCAGAAGAGGAUGAUGGAUAUGUGGUGUCUUAUGUGCAUGAUGAAAACUCGGGUGAGUCAAGGUUCUUGGUAAUGGAUGCCCGGUCACCCACUCUAGAGGUUGUGGCGGCAGUGAAACUACCUCGACAAGUGCCGUACGGCUUACAUGGGAUAUUCAUUAAAGAAAAGGAUCUCAUCAAUGACGAAGUGACAACUUGACUUUAUAUGUUAUGGUAUGUGGUUGGAUCAAUAGUUUUCAUAUAGAUCUUAGGAGAAGUCGUAACAUUCCAAAAUGCAACCAAUAAAACAGCAACUUGUGCUCGUUUUACUUUUGUUGUUAUGUAGGAGAAAAUUAAUUAUAUUCACGAAGAAAACUCUGUAACAUGAAAUAUAAUUAUGCAGUCACUUUUAUUAUAUAAUCCACCAUUCCCAUUUAUAUGUGAGUAACUGUAAUUAACUAUUAUAA
This is a messenger RNA of Lactuca saligna, 2008 nucleotides long. Lineage: Eukaryota; Viridiplantae; Streptophyta; Magnoliopsida; Asterales; Asteraceae. The record is from the annotation of a GenBank genome assembly.